GUCUGUCUGUCUGUCAGGAGCGAAGGCCCCUUCCUCCCACCAGCGCUGCCCCAGCGCGGGGAGAAGCGCGCUCUUUUGGGAACACCGCCUUCCGUAGUGGGCCUGAUACCCAGAUACUUGGUGUGUAAGCGUGGGUUCCCUGAGCUCCAAGGGGAGGGACCUGAUGGAGAUAGUCAGUUUGAGUCAUUCUCCUAAUGUUCGACUGUGUGUCUCUGCAUCUGCUUCCAUCAUCUGCCAGAGAUUUGCUGUACCAUUUUACUUCCCUACCAACAAUGUAUGGAUUGAUCCUCCUUGACAGCAUUUGGUGUUAACACUGUUUUUCAUUUUAGCCAUUCUGAAUAUGGUUUCUAGUUUUAGGGUGUCUGAAUUGCAAGUGUUACUUGGCUUUGCUGGACGGAAUAAAAGUGGACGCAAGCAUGACCUCCUGAUGAGGGCGUUGCAUUUAUUGAAGAGUGGCUGCAGCCCUGCGGUUCAGAUUAAAAUUCGAGAAUUAUAUAGACGCCGGUACCCACGGACACUUGAAGGACUUUCUGAUUUAUCCACAAUCAAAUCAUCGGUUUUCAGUUUGGAUGGGAGUUCCUCACCAGUAGAACCUGACUUGGCUGUGGCUGGAAUCCACUCGUUGCCUUCUACUUCAAUCACACCUCAUUCGCCAUCAUCUCCUGUUGGUUCUGUGCUGCUUCAGGACACUAAGCCCACCUUUGAGAUGCAGCAGCCAUCUCCUCCCAUUCCUCCUGUCCAUCCUGAUGUGCAGUUAAAAAACCUGCCCUUUUAUGAUGUCCUUGAUGUUCUCAUCAAGCCUACAAGUUUAGUUCAAAGCAGUAUUCAACGGUUUCAAGAGAAGUUUUUUAUUUUUGCUUUGACACCUCAGCAAGUUAGAGAGAUAUGCAUAUCAAGGGAUUUUUUGCCAGGUGGCAGGAGAGAUUAUACAGUCCAAGUUCAGCUUCGACUUUGCUUGGCAGAGACCAGUUGCCCUCAAGAAGAUAACUAUCCUAAUAGUUUGUGUAUAAAAGUAAAUGGGAAGCUCUUUCCUUUGCCUGGCUACGCACCACCACCUAAAAAUGGGAUUGAACAGAAGCGCCCUGGACGCCCCUUGAAUAUUACAUCUUUAGUUAGGUUGUCGUCAGCUGUGCCAAAUCAGAUUUCUAUUUCUUGGGCAUCUGAAAUUGGAAAGAAUUACUCCAUGUCUGUAUAUCUUGUGCGGCAGCUUACAUCAGCCAUGUUAUUACAGAGAUUAAAAAUGAAAGGUAUUCGAAAUCCUGAUCAUUCCAGAGCGCUAAUUAAAGAAAAACUUACUGCUGAUCCCGAUAGUGAAAUUGCUACAACCAGUCUUCGAGUGUCCUUGAUGUGCCCGUUAGGAAAAAUGAGGCUGACAAUCCCAUGCCGUGCAGUGACCUGUACACAUCUGCAGUGUUUUGAUGCUGCCCUUUAUCUUCAAAUGAAUGAGAAGAAACCCACCUGGAUUUGUCCUGUUUGUGACAAAAAGGCUGCCUAUGAAAGUCUGAUAUUAGAUGGGCUUUUCAUGGAAAUUCUCAAUGACUGUUCUGAUGUAGAUGAGAUCAAGUUCCAAGAAGAUGGUUCUUGGUGUCCAAUGAGGCCCAAGAAAGAAGCUAUGAAAGUAACCAGCCAGCCCUGUACAAAAAUAGAAAGUUCAAGUGUCUUCAGUAAACCUUGUUCAGUGACUGUAGCCAGUGAUGCAAGCAAGAAGAAGAUAGAUGUUAUUGAUCUAACAAUAGAGAGCUCUUCUGAUGAAGAGGAAGACCCUCCUGCCAAAAGGAAAUGCAUCUUUAUGUCAGAAACACAAAGCAGUCCAACCAAAGGGGUUCUCAUGUAUCAGCCAUCUUCUGUAAGGGUGCCCAGUGUGACUUCGGUUGAUCCUGCUGCUAUUCCACCUUCCCUAACAGACUACUCAGUACCAUUCCACCAUACGCCAGUGUCAAGCAUGUCAUCAGAUUUGCCAGGUUUGGAUUUUCUUUCCCUUAUUCCAGUUGAUCCCCAGCAGUACUGUCCUCCUAUGUUUUUGGAUAGUCUCACCUCACCCUUAACAGCAAGCAGUACGUCCAUCACCACCACCAGCCCCCAUGAAAGCAGUUCUCAUGUUAGUUCAUCCAGCAGCAGGAGUGAGACAGGGGUCAUAACCAGCAGUGGAAGUAACAUUCCGGACAUCAUCUCACUGGACUAAUGGCUGACAUACUUGAUUCUGGGAAUCAUUCAUCAGAACUACCUUUUCUUGGAUAUCUAGUCCAUGGAAGCUAAUUUUUGCAAUUUAAUAUUUAUUGAAAUGUCAGAUGGAUUCUUUGCUUUCUGAGACAUGAACACAGAUGACUCCAGCAAGAACCAGACGAUAAGCAAGAAUUCUCCUUACACUGUACACUGAGCAUCAGAUAGAGUUCUUCUACAAUGGUGUCUUCUUGAGCAGUGAAUUUCAGUUUCUACAUUACUGGAUGGAUUCUACAAACAAUUUUUUGUUACAAUAAACAGCAAUAAAAUUAUGUAAAUACUUAAACUUUUCUAAUUAAAAAAUGUAAUCACUGAUCUAGAAUAACAGCAGCUUCUGUUUAAUCCAAUAUGAAGGAAAAACAGAUGGAAAGAAGUCAUGUUUGCUGAAUGAAUACUUUCUAUAGAGAUUUGUUCUAUUUUGUUGAAGUAAUGAAGUUUCAAUAAGUGGCCAGGACUUGGGGUCUCCUUUUCUUCCUUUGGUUUACUACUCCUCAUGAUCCCUUCAGAGAAAAUGAUCUUUGUGUUGUGUGUUUUUUCUCUUGUCCUUUACACUUUGACAUGACUUGCUGAUACAUGCAGAGUAAAGUGCCGGGGUUUGGUUGCUCGUCAUAUGAUUAUGUCUAAGAACACUAGGCAGAUUUUGUCCUGAUACAAUGUGUUAUUUUUGAUUAUUAUACAUUCUUAUUCACAAAUUUUCUACAAUAUUGAGACUUGGUAUUUCAGAAAGAAAGUCUACAGCAUUUGAAUGAAAUAUGCUUGAGUUAAGAUGUAGCUAGACUAUCUGGUAGAAUUUUCUUUACAGUGUUCAGAAAUAUUUAAUAGUUGGGAGAUACCAGAAUAUAUUUAGGAGAGGUGGAAAUAACUAAAUUCUUUCUAAGAAUUCAAUUUGUUUUAUCUAUUUUAUGGAAUAAUACAGUAUACUUUGUUGCUUGAAACUUUUCACAUUUUAGUGGCACUUAAUGUAGAAAUUAUAUUUAAGAUCUCCGAUCAUAAUUCUUACCAAUGUACUUUCAGUUUCAGCAGUGAUUUUUCAAGUUUAAAGAAAAAUUGGUGGUAAAUGAUGGAGGGUGGUACCAGAUCUCAUUUUCCUAAAAUUUUUUUGUUCUUUUUUUAAAGAAGUCUUUUGUAAAAACACAGUCAUACAAGUUAGAGAUGUUUGAAAUGAAGUGAGGGAAAGGGGCUCAAAGCCCCUUCAAAACUCACCUCUCACUUGGCUGUUCGGUGCACUUUGAAAACUACAGUCCCUCCUACAGUGUGCUUGAGUUGCUUUGAAAGCUGGGCCUCACAUGUAGAAGCUCUCAGCAGUCCUCAUUUCCCUAUGCUUCAUUUGGGUUCCUUAAUUUUUAGUUCUCCAAGAUUUAGUACUUUCUUGAUGCCUAGCUUUCUCUACCUAUGCUAUAUCCAGUUUAAAGCAAAGCUUUUUUUAGUGGCUGCUCUUAAUUUCUCAGAUAAGUUCCAGCGUAAGGACUCUGCUUCCACUCACAACAGGGAUAUAUUACUUUAGAAUUGUCCCUGGUUAGUGUUUUAUCUUCUCAAAUUUUUGUGGCCUUUGUGUGCUUUUUGUAUAAAAUUCCUCUGUAGUUGUCCAUAUUGCCCCUUUUUUGCCUCCAGCACCCCAUGUUGAUGAUCUUUCCUUUUGAUAGGGCUUUUGUAUCAUCAAAGAUAUGGAAAGCAAAGCCAGCCCCUGUGAUCACAGUAGUCAUUGUACCAUGUCACCUGGCUUUACCUUCUUCAGCAGUCCAAAUAGAACAUUUCUUCCUGUAGGAUUUUAUGUUGCUACUGUAAGUACAGAUGCAGUUCCUGUUACCUGUGUAAUUGGAAAAAGUAACCUGGCUUCUGUGGUCUAAUUUGUUAAUAAAGAAGUGAUGCCGAGUUCUCAUCA
Molecule: messenger RNA, 4102 nt
Organism: Onychomys torridus (southern grasshopper mouse)
Lineage: Eukaryota; Metazoa; Chordata; Mammalia; Rodentia; Cricetidae
Gene: Pias2
Product: protein inhibitor of activated STAT 2
Exons: 16
Coding region: 341-2182 (613 amino acids)
Biological process (GO): regulation of transcription by RNA polymerase II; protein sumoylation
Molecular function (GO): transcription coregulator activity; zinc ion binding; SUMO ligase activity
Source: RefSeq, a predicted model, not a curated record